GCAGAACAUCUGGAUUUGCUUUCAGUGAAAGAGCGGAAACAUGCAGCGAAACCUUCAAGAGACGACACCGUCCGUCCUCACUCCUCUUUCUCCGAGCGUCUCCGGCAAUCUGACCAAUGAGACCCAGUGUCCAAACUUGGAGAUCUGGAACUGGUUGUACGUCAUGCAGCCUGCGUACAUGUUCAUCAUCUGCAUUCUGGGAAUCCUCGGUAACGUCUUCGUCCUGCUGGUCUUCUGUCUCCAUAAGAAAGCGUGCACGGUGGCGGAGGUGUAUUUGGGAAAUCUGGCCGCAGCGGAUCUCCUGUUGGUCUUGUGUCUGCCCUUCUGGGCCGUAAACAUAGCCAACGGUUUCGCCUGGCCGUUCGGCUCGCUGAUGUGCCGUCUGGUCAACACGGGCAUCAGAAUGAACAUGUUCUGCAGUAUUUAUUUACUGGUGCUGGUGAGCGGUGAUCGCUACGUGGCGCUGGUCCACGCCAUGUCCCGCGGGAGAAUGCGAAGGCCCCGGUACGCCAAACUCAGCUGCGUGGCCAUCUGGUGUCUGGGGCUGGUUCUAAACAUCCCCACCCUUCAUUUCAGAGACACCCAACACAUUCCCGAUCUCAACGUCACGGCUUGUAUCCUGACAUACCCGAGACCAGAGGUGGGCCUCGCGUGUGACAUCUUACUCAUCUUGCUGAGUUUCGUCGUGCCGCUGUUGGUGAUUUCAUACUGCACGUGGAAGAUCGUCCGAGCUCUCCACGCGCAGGUUAUGGAGCGCUUUAAUGCCGAGAACACCGAGCGCAAGGCCACGUUCCUGGUGCUGGUGGUGUUGACGGCGUUUCUGCUGUGUUGGGUGCCCUUUCAUCUGGUAACCGUGCUGGAUAUUCUGCUGAGGCUGGGAGCUCUCGACGGAUGCAGCGUUGAAGCGGGUGUGGACAUCUCCAAUCAAAUAUCCACGUAUCUGGCUUUAAGCAACAGCGUGCUGAACCCCGUACUGUAUGUGAUCGUGGGCAAGAACUUUAGGAAGAAGGUGAAAGAGGUAACAAAACAACUCACUGAAAGAAAAAAAGACACAAGUGGAUCGAUGACAUCACAAACCACAUUCACCAUGAAGACGCUCACAACAUUUUAGAUAUAAUCUGAUGAGAUGGAGGAAGAGGCACAUAAGGAUCUUAGUUGACAUACAUGUGUGUUGUGUUUAUGUGUUUUGUGUCAUGUAUGUUGAUGAUGGAGGAUUUUUAAUGAAUGUUGAAUUUUACAGUAGCGCAGAAAACAAGAUUCUGAAGGUUAAUGCUGCUGUUCAGUGGCUGUUUCCUCUAUUCUAAUUCAUCUCAUUUCAUCUGUUCAUUCUGUUUUACAUUGAUUUUGAUGGGAUGGACAAAAGAAAACUGUUUGACCACAGCAAUUGGACAUUCUAAGCACAUUUCCCAUGAUAUAACAUCCGUACAGAAAAUUCAAUUACAGACUUGUUAAUUUAUUCAUAUUAUUCUGUCUUAGAGUUUUUUUAAACUGGGCUGGUCCCUUCAAGACCCUCACUGGUUCUGAGUUUGUUAUUCUUUUCUUUUUCCAAAAUCCUGUUCUUCCUUUUUUUAUACAAAUGAAUAACAACAAAUUUAUGUUUAUGUUAACAACAAGUUAAAAAACGUCUGUUGUUUUAUUCUUUAUUUAAUUACACAAUUUUGUAGAAAAUGUCUGUUUAAUGAACCACAUUACUGGAAUGCUUCCCGUACACAAAUAACAACAUAUCGCUGCUUUAAAAAAGUCAACUUUCAAGUCAAGUCAACUUUAUCUGUACAGAGCUUUAUAAAGCACCUGUAUAUAAAACAUAUCGACUUUAAAAGCAAAAUAUUUUAAGCACACAUUUAAGAUAAGGGAGAGAUAAAUACAUGAAAUAAAGAAAGCAGCCCCCCCGGCCAGUGGAAA
This is a messenger RNA of Triplophysa dalaica, 1902 nucleotides long. RefSeq names its product B2 bradykinin receptor-like. Gene Ontology annotation, cellular component: membrane. The coding region runs from base 41 to 1111 and encodes 356 amino acids. The record is from RefSeq and is a predicted model, not a curated record. Gene Ontology annotation, molecular function: bradykinin receptor activity. Gene Ontology annotation, biological process: immune response; G protein-coupled receptor signaling pathway; smooth muscle contraction. The transcript is spliced from 2 exons. NCBI's taxonomy places the organism in Eukaryota, Metazoa, Chordata, Actinopteri, Cypriniformes, Nemacheilidae.